AGAACUCCCGCGCAGGCGCCGACGGCGGUGGUCUUCGCGACUCUCCUCUCCCUCGUCGUCCAAGCCUCUGCCUCCAAGUACGUGGUGAUCGAGGAGGACGACCAGAACUACCUGCCGCCCCUCUCUGUCGCUCAGGGGGACGACCCGGAGGAGGGCGACUCUCUCAAGGUCGACCUCGAGUCCCAGGAGGAGAUCGACAAGACGUGUGAAUGUUACAACGAGUACCAGAUCAGCUGUUUCGAGAAGAUGAAGAUGUACGGAGCCUUCAUCAUCUACGGAUGUGCACCUCUGGCCACAUGACGGGUCGGAGGAGGAAGCGAGCCAGGAGCGACGUCGAGGAGGACAACUUCCCCGCCACGCCCCCGCCCUUCUACCGGGACAACAGCUGCAGGAGCACCUCGCCCAUCAUCUUCUCUUCGUCGGGCAUGAAGGAGCGCGUCACCAUCGGCAAGGCCCCGUACCUCCUCAUCUGCAGGAACAGCAUCGGGCCGCAGCUCAAGUUCCUGACGGUGACGGGGGUGGAGAAGGUCGUGGUCUCGGCGGGGGCGCUGAGGACGCGGACCACCAACGUCGUGGUGACCUUCUCGGACAUCGGGCAGAAUCUGACCAUUCCCGAGGGCGCCUUCUCGGUGCAGACGGACCCGGCGGGCGGCGGCGGCGGCGGCGACGACGGCCUGGAGAGCGACUCGGGAGGCUUUCCCCCGGUGGAGGUGGAGCUGAAGGUGCAGGGCGUCCCCGGGCUGGAGCUGAAGAGCAGGAGCAUCGUGGCCCCGAGGGUGACCCUGGACGUGCGGCAGGCCCAGGCGCUGGUCAUGGGCCCCGACGCCGUCGUCCCCUUCGCCAACCCGGACGCCUCUGGACUCACGAUCGUCGACACGGCCAAGGCGGUGAUAGAGAGUCGGGCCAUGACCUUGGGCAUCCUGCUGAUCACAUACACGAAUAAGCUGUUCCUGAAGGACUCCGCCUUGAAGGUGGGCCCCGAAUACGGCGGGGAGGCGUCCCUGGAGCACAUCGACUACGCCUCCUUCGGGUCGGAGGCCCUCAGCCUCGGGCCCGACGUCAUUCUCACCAUCAACGACGUGACAAUCUCGGAGGCCGGAAGGAGGGCGAUCCACAACUUCAACUCGAGAGUCGAACCCCUCACGAAGGUCACGCUCACCGAGGUGCAGGGCGCGGGCCUCGAGAGGGGAGCCGUGUGCCUGGUGGGGAGUACGGCCAUCACCUUCCGGGUGUUCCUCGAGGACGGGCAAGGCCGGCCAGCGGGCUGCAUUGAAGGCAGGACCCUGCACGAAGGCCUAACUGAAGGCAGUACUAAUCACGCAGUCAUUUGCUCGGCUCCUUCCACCUCCGGCACCCUGUGCGGCCAUGACGAGUGCAGAUUCUGCAACCCUGACCUGCCAGAAACAUCAACCGAAACAACCAGCAUAACGCUCCCAAUAAGGACAACGUUAGCAACUACUACAGAAGGGAGCGACAGCCCCUCUUCAACCUCACUGUCCACACCUACGACCGCGGCUGAGGAAAUCCUAGCGACCGAUGCCUCAAUACUCCCGGCAUAUUACGAACACGACUACACCUACGACACGUGGGAGAACGAGACCGUGGUUUCCCCGCCUGAAAGUACGACUCCUUUCGACUUCUUGGGGAUCCCUCUCUACCUGCUGAUCAUCGCCGUCUGCACAGCCACCAUUCUCCUUCUCCUGGUUGCUUACUGCCUCUGGUCUUACUACCGGAGCAAGAGAGAAGACAAGUACCGUCUGCCGCGCGAGGGCCGAGAGACGACCUUCCACAACAAGGCCCCCGCCGCCCGCGCCAUAGCCACCUCCGAGCCCAUCUUCACCCUGGGGAAGCCGCCGCACCCCGCUGGAACCCCGCCCAAGGACAUGUACAUCUCCUUCCAGUUCUUCAAGCCACCGCCGGGAAGCUCCUCGGAGGAACCCCACGUCGUCCAGAAUGGCAACGGAGGUCCUCCCCACGAGCAAGGGAGUCCAGCGGUUCCUCCUCCAGCAGAAGAGGUCCCGGAUGUCAAGGAGGAGGAGGGAUUUGACGGUCAUGAAAGGGGUCAUGCAGACGGCGAGGAAGGGGUCGAGUCUGCUCAGCCCUCUGGACCAUGCACAGACGACGAGCCAAGACAGGAGAAUGGGGAUUCCUUGCUGGCUGACCAGCUUCCACAUGAGAGAGACAAUGAACCCGAGUUGGAGGAGGCGAGUGAGCAGACAGAUCUUCCGACAAGACAAGAGGAGGAAGAGGAUGCAGGUAGUCUGUCUUCCAGUGAGAUUGAGAGCUCGUCCAAAUUCUAAGGGAAAAGAUGCAUGAUGUGGUUAUAUAUAUUGCUUAUAAGUGAAUUAGAUAGAAACUGGAAUAUGUUCAUGGAUUUUGCAAUGCAGUGCAAAACAAUGAUCAGUUAUUAUUAAGAAUUAUGUGAAAAUAUAAGGAAAAAUCCUGAUAAU
Molecule: messenger RNA, 2450 nt
Organism: Penaeus vannamei (Pacific white shrimp)
Lineage: Eukaryota; Metazoa; Arthropoda; Malacostraca; Decapoda; Penaeidae
Source: RefSeq, a predicted model, not a curated record